Mus musculus (house mouse) is the source of this 3942-nucleotide messenger RNA. It is a transcript of the gene Zyg11a, whose product is annotated as zyg-11 family member A, cell cycle regulator. The transcript is spliced from 14 exons. Bases 167 to 2449 code for a protein of 760 amino acids. Lineage: Eukaryota; Metazoa; Chordata; Mammalia; Rodentia; Muridae. The record is from RefSeq and is a predicted model, not a curated record.
GCGGGGGCGGGGUCGCGGCGGACCUGUGCGCGGCGUGGGGCGGCCAUUCAAACGCCGGCCGACCUUCCUGAGCUCUCCUCCCGUGCCGGGCGACCUUCCUGCGCUCUCCUCCGGGGCGCCGGGGCGCGACGUCGGCGGCCGGGCUCGCGUGGGCGGCGUCGGCGUCAUGGUCCAUUUCUUGCAUCCGUUGCUGUGGCCGCGGGCCCUCGUCCUGCCCGACGCCCAGCAGGACGCGCAGGGCCACUGCUUGGUGCAGGAGGAGGCAUCACCCUACUCAUUGGUCAACAUCUGUCUGGAUGUCUUAAUUGCUGAAUUGGACAAAUGGUGUUCUAAAAGACCUGAUGGAACAUUGUGUCUUCCAGAGCAUUGGUAUUUUCCUCAUGAAAUAGCCGAUAAAUUCCUUGAGAGGAUGGCUUGGCAAGGCAAGCUGACUGACAGAACAGCGAGCAUUUUCCAGGGCAAGCAGAUGAGCCUGAAGCUCAUCAAUAUUCCGAGAGUUAAACUCUCCGCAGCAGCCUUCACGAAAGCCUUCUGCCAUCACAAGCUCAUUGAAGUGAAUGCCACGUCGGUGGACUCGGAGCUUCUGGCCCCAGACAUCAUCCACGCUCUCCAGAGCAGUGCCUGGAUCCAGAAGAACCUCCAGUGUCUUGUGUUAGACUCAGUCAGCAUCCCUCCGAACUCAGGACUAGUGGCCUUGAGUCAUUUCACUGGGCUUCACACUUUAAGUGUUGCCAAUGUGUCCUUUUGCAAUGAAGACCUAGUUAGUGUUUCUCAGUUACCGAACCUGGGAAGCUUGGAUAUCUCCAAUACUCUGGUCACCAACAUCUCUGCACUCCUCUCCUGUAAGAACCGACUCAGGUCUCUCACAAUGCACUAUCUAAAGUGCCUGGCCAUGAACAGCCCACAGGUCCUUGCAGUUAUCAGACAACUGAAAUGCCUGCUUCACCUUGAUAUUUCUGAUCAUCAGCAGCUCAGAUCAGACCUGGCUUUUUAUCUGUUACAGCAGAAGGACAUCCUGCCCAACCUCACAUCCCUGGAUAUUUCAGGGGGCACCGACGUCACUGAUCAAGCUGUGGAAUCCUUUCUGCAGCACCGGCCUGCCAUGCGAUUUGUGGGACUCUUGUAUACAGAUGCUGGCUAUUCUGAUUUCUUUACGGCAAAGCAAGGCUUGAAGGUUGCUGGAGGAGCCAACAUGAGUCAGAUUUCAGAAGCACUGAGUCGUUACCGGAACAGGUCGUGCUUUGUGAAGGAAGCUCUCUUCAGGCUCUUCACGGAAACACUUUCCCUGCGUGCUGUCCUGCCUGUCAUGCUAAAGCUUGUGGCUAUAGGAAUGAGGAAUCAUCCAUUGGAUCUGCCAGUGCAGUUCACAGCCAGUGCUUGCGCUCUCAACCUAACACGCCAGGAACUGGCCAGGGGAAUGCCUGUUCGUCUGUUGGCAGAGAUCACCGAUCUACUUUUCAAAGCAACGAAAAAUUUCCCCUACUACCAACAGUUACAGAAGAAUUGCCUCCUCUCCUUAACCAGUUCCAGGAUCCUUAUGGAUGUUCCGUUUGACAGGUUCGAUGCUGCCAAGCUCGCUCUGAGGUGGGUGUGCAGGCGUGAGAGCCCCAAGCUGCGAACAAUGGCAGUGAGCAUCACCUCCAUCCUAGCCCUGAAGCUCUCACCUGAGGAGAUGGGACAGCUUCAGGAGGAGCUCAUUAUGGCCAUCAAGGAACUUCUAACAAUCAUCAGACAAAAGCUGGCUGAAAAUUUAGAUGAUGUCACCUUCUUGUUUACUCUGAAAGCACUUUGGAAUCUUACGGAUGAGUGUCCAUUGGCCUGCAAGUACUUUAUGGAAAACGAAGGACUAGCAACUGUCAUCCGAGUCUUAGAGACAUUUUCAAUAUCUGUGAUACAAAGCAAAGUACUUGGUCUUUUGAACAAUGUCGCUGAAGUCCGAGAGCUCUCUUCCAAGCUGGUGACGGAAGAUGUGAUAGAACGCAUCAUCAGCUUGCUCCACAGCAGCAACCUGGAAGUGAGCUUCCUGGCUGCGGGUGUACUAGCCCACCUGACAUGUGACAGGCAGCACUGGCUAUCCCGGGACCUGCAAAGGACUGACCUUCUCCGAUACCUGCACUUAGCCAUCCAGAAUUGGCCAAGUUCACGGUGUGACAUGUCAGUAUUGGUGACCUACAGAUCUUUCAAAGCAUUUUCCCCACUCCUUGUCAACUUCUCUCAGCCAGAAGUUCAGCGCUGGGCACUGUGGGCCAUACAUCAUGUUUGCAGUAAAAACCCUAGCAAAUACUGCCAGCUGUUGGUAGAAGGAGGAGGACUACAGCUCAUGUAUGACAUCCAGGAGCACGGGCAGGCCAGUGCCCAGGUGAGGCAGAUGGUGUCCUCCAUCCUGGAGGAGUUCAGGAUGCACUUCACAAGCGACCGGAGACCUCCACAACCCCAGGGCCCUUUGUGACCUAGCGGCCUUUCAGGGGUGCUGCUUCUUAAAGACAGGGUUUCUUUUUGUCUUUGAGCAAUGGGAGUUUGAAACCAGUUUUUGGGUUUACCAAUUGUUAGCAUUUAUCAAUUGACUGGUUACUUUUCUCUGUGACAAAAAGAUUGGGUCCUGGGCUGGGCCGUGGAAGGCAGAGACAGGUGGAUCUCUGUGAUUUGAGUCCAGCCAGGGCUACACAGAAAAACCCUGUCUUGAGAAAACAAGAAAUGAUUGGGUCCUUUCUAUUCCUUCAGAAGAGGGAAGGAAACUUUAGGGAGACCUUGGUCUUGUUCCAUUUCCUCAGCUGCUCCAGGUUAUGUGUGGCCGAGACUGGCCUUGAGCUCAGCAAUCCUGCUGUUUCAGUGCUGGGGCUUCCAGCAUGAGCUGCCACACCCUGGCGCCUUUAAUGUUCUUUUCCCUCCAAUUUGAGGAAUCAGAUCAUUGAGUGUGUGAAUGUGUGGGGUUGAAGCGCAGGCCUGGACUGAAGUUAGAAUACAUUGGAAAUUCUCACUUUGGAAAAGCUCUGACCAAAGCUGAGAGAAAAAGACUGCAGAACAUUUCAGUGCAUGCUUUUCCUGAUGUGGACACAAAGCGGGUGGUUUUAUGAGAACCAUCCCUGGCAGUAGUGAACACCAUCCAGUCUGUCCUGCAAAACUGGAACAGAGUGUGGACGCCUUCCUUUCCCUGUUGAGAAGUAGUUUUCACUCAGUCAAGUUUUGAAGAAUGGAAGUAAAUAGCAAAUUCCUCUGUGCGUGUGUGUGUGUGUGUGUGAGAGAGAGAGAGAGAGAGAGAGUUUUGCAUGUUUGAGCCUGGUGUCCACUAAGGUCAGGACUGGAACUGGGGCCACCACAUGGGUGUUGGGAACCAAACCCCAGUCCUCUGGAAGAGCAGCAGAUGAUCUUAACUGCUGAGCCAUCUCUGCAGGCCCUGGAUGUUAGAGUUUUGUGCUUUUAGCUAGUGUGGUCCGGACUUAGUAUGUACACGCAUGUUUGUGUGUACAUCCAUGCACGCGUGCAAGUAAGCACCUGCAGAGGGCAAAAGAGUAUUGAAUUUGGAGCAAGGGUUACAGGCAGGUGUCAGCUGGGAGCCAAGCUUGGGUCCUCUGCUCAAGAGCAGCAAGCGAGCCCUGUCACUCACUCACUCACUCACUUGAGCAUCAGCUGAGGAAGAAACUCAUCCUUAGCUAUCCUAAGCCACAUUCUAGACUACAGUCCCAGCAAUGAGAAGGAGAUGAAGGUAAGCCAGCCUUAUGCUCAUGGCUGGUCUCUCUCUCUGCUACUCCCCUAGCCAUACCCUAAAUGUAUUCUAUACUAUACCUGGUACCUCAGGGGGAAGGGAUGCCAGCAUGGGUCCACAGAGGCACCUCCUUCCCCCAAACCUUCCUCUGAUACCAAACAUAUCCACCAAAACAUAUCCUCCCCCCCUUUUCCUAAGACAUUUUACUUUUUUUAUUUAAGUAAAAUAUAAUCCCAUCA